Messenger RNA from Eufriesea mexicana, 1202 nucleotides. Its product is annotated as cilia- and flagella-associated protein 36. Lineage: Eukaryota; Metazoa; Arthropoda; Insecta; Hymenoptera; Apidae. The transcript has 5 exons. The record is from RefSeq and is a predicted model, not a curated record. Gene Ontology annotation, cellular component: axoneme; ciliary base. Bases 1 to 1098 code for a protein of 365 amino acids.
AUGAACGACAAAGACGACAGCGCUUGGGUCUUUGACUCCUUGAUUGGUUUUCUUCAGGGUCCCAUUUGGUCUGCACCUCUGAUCACUUUCAUUGAAGAGAAGUCACUCAUAUUCGAAGCGGACGUCGAAGAAAACGACGAGUAUCAAAAGAUAUAUCAGGAGUACAAAAAUCUGGUGGACUUAUUGCUUGGCUGUUUCAUGGAAGACAUGGGGAUCACUCCGGAGCAAUUCGAGUACGCUUGUACCGUGAACAAGUACACAAAAAUGCCUAUACAAUUUCAGCAAAACUUGUUUCAGCAAAUAUGGGCAGCAAAUGAGUACGAGAUAUUCAAGAGAAUGAUGAUACAGAAAAAUCUGGAGCUUCAGCUGCAGGCUUUGAAUAUGAUCGAGCAGAAGUAUGGUCUCACUCCUGCAUCCUUGAUGUAUGAAACAGAUGUAUUGAAUAAUGAUCCUUUAGUCAUGGAAGAAAUUAUUCAAAAACACGUGUUAGAGAACGACCCUGAAGAUCAGGAUAUAUCAUCAGAAACUUCAUUCAUCAAAGAACACGAACGCUUGACAGCUAAAUACAAUAGCGAAAAAGCUUUGUUGGUAGAAGCCCUAAAAGCAUCACAGGAGGAACAAACUUCAGAAAAGGACAUGCACUUAUUCUCAAAAGAAGAAAUUGCAGAGAAAGAAAGAAGAGAAAUAGAAGGCGACGAAGAAGAAGAAGGAGAAGAAGAAGGAGAAGAAGAAGAGGAAGAAGAGAAGCAAGAAGAAAGGAAGAAAGAAAAUAUCUCCAAAGCGGGCCCUUUUGUUUCUAUGCCCACGGAUGAAUCAAAAUCAGAGGAACAAAAUGUAUCAGAAGAAGACAUAAUAAAGAGGCAGACUUAUCUAAAGGCUAGGCGCGAUAAAUUGGUAGCUUUGAAGAAAGAAGCAAGAAGUCAACGACUGGAAAUGAAUUCGACCAGGCCAAGUUCCGCGAGGACAGUAGCGGAAGCGACGAUCAAAGGGGAGCAAGAACUAAAUUUAUCAGAACCUCUGGAACCGUCUAUACUGCAAGUACGCAAAGCACUCGCGGCUCGCCUUCAAGCCGAGGUGGUGCGUAAGCAAACGAACUAAUAAUAACGAUUCUCCAACAUGAAAGAGAUCGGGACGGCAAUGUUUCAUCUGAAUAAAAUGGUAAAGAUAUUUUUUCGAAAAGUUUCAUACAGAGUUACAUCAGC